UAAAAAAUCGCUAUCGAUGUUUUCAUAACACAUUUUUAGGAAAAAGAAUUAUUAAAAUAGGGAAUUAAUAGUAAUUUAAGACACAAACCCGCCAUGCUGAGCCUGAAAACAGUCGCGCAGCUCUUCAAGCAAACCCUGGCAGGGGGCAACAUAGCAACUGUCAACACAGCCGGCCUCAAGUACUUCGCCCCGCCCAUCAAAUACCAGAAUGUGGAGCAGCCGGAGCGGCCCAAGCUGCGGAUCAUGGAGCGCCAGCCGCAGCUGCCGCCGAACAUCCGGCCGCCCAAGAUGCAGAAGCGCCUGCGCUACAUGCGCGGCCCCGAGACGGUGCACAACACGCUGCUGCACAAGCAGUACGCCAUCGUGGCCACCGGCGGCGGCCGCCUGCGCUGGGGCCACUACGAGAUGAUGCGCCUGACCAUCGGCCGCAAGAUGAACGUGGCCACCAUGUUCGCGACGUGGCGCGUCCCUGCGCCCUGGCAGCCGAUCACCAAGAAGGGCCAGGGCCAGCGCAUGGGCGGCGGCAAGGGGGCCAUCGACCACUACGUGACCCCCAUCAAGGCCGGCCGCGUCAUCGUCGAGAUCGCCGGCCGGUGCGAGUUCGUCGAGGUGAGGCAGUUCCUGCAGCAGGUGGCCAACCAGCUGCCCUUCCAGGCGGCCGUCGUCUCGCAGGAGAUGCUCGACGAGCAGCGGGCGGCCGAGGAGGAGCACGCCCGCCAGAACGAGAACCCCUUCACCAUGAAGUACGUCAUCCAGAACAACCUGAGCGGCUGCCACCGGUGGCUCUCGCCCGUGGACCACAAGUGGUUCGGCAAGCACCUGUAGGGUGCUUUAUCUCGCCAAUAAAGAAUCCUUGUUAACCUGUUA
This is a messenger RNA of Drosophila takahashii, 867 nucleotides long. It is a transcript of the gene mRpL16, whose product is annotated as mitochondrial ribosomal protein L16. Gene Ontology annotation, biological process: mitochondrial translation. NCBI's taxonomy places the organism in Eukaryota, Metazoa, Arthropoda, Insecta, Diptera, Drosophilidae. Gene Ontology annotation, molecular function: rRNA binding; structural constituent of ribosome. The record is from RefSeq and is a predicted model, not a curated record. Gene Ontology annotation, cellular component: ribosome; mitochondrial large ribosomal subunit.